This is a messenger RNA of Xenopus laevis (African clawed frog), 4373 nucleotides long. It is a transcript of the gene ppp2r5c.L, whose product is annotated as protein phosphatase 2 regulatory subunit B', gamma. The transcript has 16 exons. Bases 179 to 1912 code for a protein of 577 amino acids. Gene Ontology annotation, molecular function: protein phosphatase regulator activity; protein phosphatase activator activity. Gene Ontology annotation, biological process: signal transduction. Lineage: Eukaryota; Metazoa; Chordata; Amphibia; Anura; Pipidae. Gene Ontology annotation, cellular component: cytosol; protein phosphatase type 2A complex; nucleus. The record is from RefSeq and is a predicted model, not a curated record.
AGAGCAGCCAAUGGGAGAGGUCGUGGCCGGAGGUGAGGCGCUGCGGCAGCAGCCUGGGAAAAAAAGUGGGAGGAAGAGCGAGUGUGAGACGGAGAAACCAGUGAGGCGGCGGGGGAGGGGUGCGUGAGUGUCACCGGAGUACAACAGCCACCGGAAAGGCGCACGGAAAGCCGCUACCAUGCCUAAUAAAAACAAGAAAGAUAAAGAACCUCCAAAAGCUGGUAAAAGUGGCAAAAGUGGAAAAGAAGGCCAAGAUAAUCCUGAGCAUGAAGUAUCCAACAAAAAGUCCAACAGUACUCCCCCUCCAGCUCAGGUAUCGAAAAUAAAGGUACCCACUCCACAGGCUGUUGUUAAGAAAGAAAAGCGGCAGAGUUCCUCAAGAUAUAAUGUCAGCAAUAAUAGAGAACUGCAGAAACUACCAGCUCUCAAAGAUGUGCCCCCUGCAGAACAAGAAAAGCUGUUUGUUCAGAAACUGCGCCAAUGCUGCGUUCUUUUUGACUUUGUUUCUGAUCCUCUAAGUGACCUGAAAUGGAAGGAAGUGAAACGAGCUGCACUAAGUGAGAUGGUAGAAUACAUCACACACAAUCGCAAUGUGAUCACAGAACCUAUUUAUCCUGAGGUAGUUCACAUGUUUGCUGUGAAUAUGUUUCGAACAUUACCACCAUCCUCCAAUCCAACAGGGGCAGAAUUUGAUCCAGAAGAAGACGAACCAACGUUAGAAGCAGCAUGGCCUCACCUGCAGCUUGUUUAUGAAUUUUUCCUCCGGUUUUUGGAGUCUCCAGAUUUUCAACCAAAUGUAGCAAAGAAAUACAUUGAUCAGAAAUUUGUGCUACAGCUGCUGGAACUCUUUGACAGUGAAGAUCCAAGAGAGAGAGAUUUUCUAAAAACAACACUUCACAGAAUCUAUGGGAAAUUUUUAGGCCUCCGAGCUUAUAUAAGGAAACAGAUCAAUAAUAUAUUUUAUAGGUUUAUUUAUGAAACAGAACACCAUAAUGGCAUAGCAGAGCUAUUGGAAAUCCUUGGAAGUAUAAUCAAUGGAUUUGCAUUACCGUUGAAAGAAGAGCACAAAAUUUUCUUACUAAAGGUGUUAUUACCUUUACACAAAGUGAAGUCACUCAGUGUCUACCACCCACAGCUGGCAUAUUGCGUAGUACAGUUUUUAGAAAAAGACAGCACCCUGACUGAACCAGUGGUUAUGGCGUUACUUAAAUAUUGGCCGAAAACCCACAGUCCAAAGGAAGUCAUGUUUUUAAAUGAGCUGGAAGAAAUUUUAGAUGUGAUAGAGCCUUCAGAGUUUGUAAAAGUCAUGGAGCCUCUUUUCCGGCAGCUAGCCAAGUGUGUUUCAAGUCCGCAUUUUCAGGUUGCAGAGAGAGCAUUGUAUUACUGGAAUAAUGAGUAUAUUAUGAGUUUAAUCAGUGAUAAUGCAGCUAAGAUUUUGCCCAUUAUGUUCCCAUCCUUGUAUCGGAAUUCAAAGACACAUUGGAACAAGACAAUUCAUGGUUUGAUAUACAAUGCUCUGAAACUUUUUAUGGAGAUGAACCAAAAAUUAUUUGAUGACUGCACUCAACAGUUUAAGGCAGAAAAACAGAAGGAAAAACUAAAGCUGAAAGAACGAGAAGAAGCAUGGGUUAAAAUUGAAAAUCUAGCCAAAUCUAAUGCCCAGUACCCUAUAUAUACUGACACCUCUGCUCUGAACAGUCCUGUUGCAAUGGAAACAGAUGGGCCCUUACUUGAAGACGUACAGAUGCUGAAAAAGACCGUAAAAGAAGAAGCUUCUCAGGCUCACAAAGAUCUAAAGAAAGAACGGCCUCUUGUACGACGUAAAUCAGAAUUGCCUCAGGACAUCUAUACCAUGAAAGCCUUGGAAUCUCACUGCAGAGCUGAUGAAUUAAUAUCACAUGACGGGCAUUAGACUAUGACAAUUACAUCUUACUUUGUGGAUUCUUCUUUUUUUUCCCGGAAGCAGUUACACAGUAGAAAAUUAUUACUUUUUUUUGUGCCAUACCAAUCUGUUAAACAGUGAAAGCUUUCUUCGACCCAGUUCUGUAGGCAAUAACUAAACACAGUGUACAGCUCAAGAUUAGAUGUUCAAACAAUGGUGAUAUACCUGAUUCUGUAUGCAGAACAUUGGGUUGAAUUAUAUUAAGUAGCCACACAGCUGGCUGGAAACAGGAGUACCAAUUGGAGAUGUACAUCAAGAAGUCUACCAUAGCUCAAAGUAAAGCAUUGAUAGGAUUUACAGCGAAAUGACACCCAUGCAAAUGUCAAAUCGGUGCUUAAAGAGAUCUGCUUAUUAGUUUAACUACUAACCUUUAUUUGGUCUCUCUUAAAUGAGUGUCUGGUAUUCUUGCAGUUAGGGGAACAAAAUAGGCUUUACUUGCAUGUGCUAUAUAGAGUUCAAUGGGCAAUUUUUUGACAAUCCCAAAUAGGAUUUUCUCAAUUAUGUAUAUUGUUUGCAUUGAAUGAGCUCAUAAAUUGUUGAAGUACUUUCUGAAAGCCAUAUUUUUGUCACAUAGCAAAGUAUUACCGUUCCAUUAUACUAGAAGUGCACUAAGAUCGUGUAUUGCCCUGGGGUUGGUCAAAUAACUCUUAACGACAUACCUAAGUGUUCAAAAAUCCGUUUUUUCUUGAAAUAAAAUCCUGUUUCACUGCUGAUGUUUUUGCUGAGCAUUUGGGGUGUUGCCUGAUUUUGGCCUUUCUCUAAGACAUCAGUACUGCAAGACCGGGACAUACCAAAAGAAUUAUAUGUUAAGUGCUGACAAUAUGCAAAAGAUUAACCCUUUUGCUGCUAAAUGCAGGCAUCUCCACCAGCAAAAGGGUUAUGUUUAAGGAACUGGCAUGCAAUCCACAUUUUCUGUUUCUAUUUUAAAAGCACACUUAGUCGCACACACUUGCAGGAAAUAUGUACAUAUUUCCAUGUCAUUUUCCCAUAUCCAGGGCUGUUUUAUUUUCACCAAGGUUACAUGCAUGUUCUGCCCUUUUUGUUAUAGGUAACAAACACCACAAAAGUGAGCACUGUCAUCCUUAUCUCUAUCUCUCAGGGUGGCCAGUAUUAAUGUUGUUAUGGAAAGCAGUUUGGGAAGAGAGACACUUGUUUGGCGUGUUCCCUUUUUAAAUUGAAUACAAUAAAAGUAUAUUUUUGGUCAAAACUCUUAAAAUGUAAUUUAAAAUCGGAUUAAUCUAGCACUGUUGCUAGAUGCACUAAAUAUCUGUUUUUUUGUUGUUUUUUUUUAUUAAACUGUCAUUUAGUGUUCAUGAAGUAAAGGGAGGGUCUGAUAUUAGGUAGAAUUAAAACCCUUAAGACGUUCCAAGAUACCCAUGUUGUGAGAAUUCCUGUUAAACUUGAAAACUAACGCUUUAACAAUAAUACAAAGAGGAGGCGAUACCAUAUCUUUAAGGGACACUGGGUGCUUGUAUAUUGUGUAUAUAUAUCUAUAUAUUUGGUAUACCAUUGUUUGAACUUCCAUCUUUUGCUGUGUUUUUUUUUCUCAUGUUGGUUUUUUCUGUUUAUCUUUUUUUUUCCAUAUAUUGGCAGAAAGUUGCUAGAAAGACAUAUUCCUUUGUUUUUACCUGACAUUUAACUUGUUUAUCAGUGUUUGGUUUAUUGUCUAAUGCUCAGCAUAUAAGAACAUCUACUGUCUAGACUUUUACUGUUGCCCUUUAUUUAAGAUAAACAUUCACCAAUAAGAAUCAAACCUCCACGUCCCUGCUUUGGAGUUCCAUGUAAGGAACAUGAUGUGUUAGUUGUAAUCUGUGGGUCAUUUUUAAGGACCGAUUCUGCACUUGAAAGAAAAAAAAAAUAUUUGGGGUGAACUCUUUAAAAUACAUAUGUUAUCAGUAGAUGCUUAUCAGUAAGCGAAGUUUUGGGGAUUUUGUACUGUGUCCUGUUAUUACCUCUUGAUUAAAUACAGCAACACCACAUUUCAGCUUUUUACCUGUAGUGGGCAAUUUCUCAUACAAGAGCCAGAUAAUAGUAAAACAAUGUGAUCCAUAAAUGUCUACAAAGCCCUUGAAUAGACUGGGGUCAUACAUCCCUUGAAAAGACACAUCCAGGCAGUGGACAGCCCUGUAUUAAAGUUUAAUAAAACUUUGACCUAGCUACCGCUCCUGCAAUAUCCCCAGUAAAACCUCCAAGUAAAUGGAUUCCUGAAAUCUAUUGGUGAUUGUUUAUCUUUUUUUUAAAAAAAAAAAAUGAAAUAAUUCUCCAUUUGUUAACUUCACAAGCUUUUCCAAGAAUUUUACCUGUACAUGAGGAAUGUUAACAGUAAUAUGAUGAGUGUCUUUUAGUGUGGCUUUAGUAUGGCUUCAUUUUAAUAUUGUACAUACAUUGUACUUUGUUUUAUGGUAAUAACGUAAUAAAACUUUAGACUUCA